Messenger RNA from Pipistrellus kuhlii (Kuhl's pipistrelle), 2151 nucleotides. RefSeq names its product keratin 4 (gene KRT4). Lineage: Eukaryota; Metazoa; Chordata; Mammalia; Chiroptera; Vespertilionidae. The record is from RefSeq and is a predicted model, not a curated record. Gene Ontology annotation, cellular component: keratin filament. The transcript is spliced from 9 exons. Bases 77 to 1672 code for a protein of 531 amino acids. Gene Ontology annotation, molecular function: structural constituent of skin epidermis. Gene Ontology annotation, biological process: intermediate filament organization; keratinization.
AGAGCUGCGGCAUUCACUGGCCUGGCCCCUCUUGCUUCUCUCUGACAACUCAGAGCUCACUCUCCUCUCUCCAGCCAUGAUCUCCAGACAGCAGGGUGUCCGAGGCGGAUCCCAGGGCUUUAGCGGUAGCUCGGCUGUCGUAGGUGGGGUCAAGCGGGUUGCUUUCAGCUCGGCUUCCAUGUCUGGGGGUGCAGGCCGUAGCUCCUCUGGGGGCUUUGGCAGCAGGAGCCUCUACAACCUCGGGGGAAACAAGAGCAUCUCCAUGAGCAUGGCCGGAUGCCGGCAAAGUGGUGGCUUUGGGGCUGGAGGAGGUUUUGGUGUUGGGGGAGGUUUUGGGGCUGGCAGCUUUGGUGCUGGUUUCGGUGCUGGCAGCUUUGGUGGUGGAUUUGGGGGCUCAUUUGGUGGACGGGGUGGUUCUGGCUUCCCUGUCUGCCCUGCUGGGGGGAUUCAGGAGGUCACCAUCAACCAGAGCCUGCUGACCCCACUCCAUGUGGAGAUCGACCCCGAGAUCCAGAAGGUCCGAACUGAGGAGCGAGAGCAGAUCAAGACCCUCAACAACAAGUUUGCCUCCUUCAUCGACAAGGUGCGAUUCUUAGAGCAACAGAAUAAGGUCCUGGAAACCAAGUGGAACCUCCUCCAGCAGCAGACAACCACCACAUCCACCAAAAACCUGGAUCCCUUCUUUGAGGCCUACCUCAGUGCCCUUAGGAAGCAGCUGGAUUCCUUGGUCAAUGACAAAGGACGCCUGCAGUCUGAGCUGAAGACCAUGCAGGACAGUGUGGAGGACUUUAAGACCAAGUAUGAAGAGGAGAUCAACAAGCGCACAGCUGCUGAGAAUGACUUUGUGGUGCUUAAGAAGGAUGUGGAUGCUGCCUACAUGACCAAGGUGGAGUUGGAGGCUAAGAUGGAUGCCCUUAAUGAUGAGAUCAACUUCCUGAGGGCCCUCUAUGCUGCGGAGCUGUCCCAGAUGCAGACCCAUGUCAGUGACACUUCCGUGGUCCUUUCCAUGGACAACAACCGCUGCCUGGACCUGGACAGCAUCAUCGCUGAAGUCAAGGCCCAAUAUGAGGAGAUCGCUCAGAAGAGCAAGGCUGAGGCUGAGGCCCUGUACCAGAGCAAGUUCCAGCAGCUCCAGACCUCAGUUGACCAAUAUGGUGACAAUCUGAAGAACACCAAGAGUGAGAUUGCAGAGCUCAACAGGAUGAUCCAGAGGCUGCGGUCUGAGAUUGAGAACGUCAAAAAGCAGUGUCAGACUCUGCAGGCCUCCGUGGCUGAUGCUGAGCAGCGUGGGGAGCUGGCCCUGAAAGAUGCCUUCAGCAAGCGCACAGAGCUGGAGACUGCUCUGAAGAAGGCCAAGGAGGAGCUAACCCGGAUGCUGCGGGAGUAUCAGGAGCUCAUGAGUGUGAAGCUGGCCCUGGACAUUGAGAUCGCCACCUACCGCAAGCUGCUGGAGGGCGAGGAGUGCAGAAUGUCUGGAGAAUGCCAGAAUGCUGUGAGCAUCUCUGUGGUUGGUGGUGCUGUCAGCGCAGGAGGCAUUGGUGGAGGAAUAGGAAGCUGCUCUGGAUUUGGCCUGGGCGGAGGCUUUGGCUCUGGCUCUGGAAGUGGCUAUGGGUUUGGUGGUUCCAGCAAGAUCAUCUCUUCCACCACCUUGACCAAGAGAUCCCACCGAUAGAGGAGAUGAGAUGCCUGCAGCUUCCUGAGCCCAGCUGGGCCCAGUCUUGGUGUCUCUGUGCUUCCUUCACCUCCGCCUCCACGCUACCUUUCUGGGACUCAUCUCACCAGUGUCAUCUCAGUGCCGGAGUGUGGACUCUGCCCUUUUGGAGUUUGGUAAUUUCUUCUCAAUGUGGACUUGGUGACUUACCUGUAAUGGGAAGGUUGUCAGCUGACUCUUCACCCACAUGGACAGAGGAGAACAAAACUACACGCUUCAUCUUCAGAAUAAUUGGGAUCAUAUUCGUGCCCUCCCAGCCCAGUGCCAUCUCCUACCAGAUCCCAGAUAUCUCUCUACAUCAGGACCAACUCCUUCUCUAUCACUUGGCAGCAACUGACCCUGCAAGGUCAGGACAAGAACCACUCAGUGUCCCAUCUAACUCUUCUCCUUCCUUCUAUCCAUCUAUGGGUGAAUUUUCAAUAAAAUGCUUUUGUCAUUCA